UCUCUGUCCCUCUUUCGGAUAGACAGAGUGGCUGCCUGCUGGAUCUCUGCCUUUCCCUCUUUUCCUCUUUUUUUCCUCUGGAUAUGGAGAUCAAAGGCCCAGAGACUCGCAGCAUCCAACAGCAGAUGGAGGGCUUCCAUAGACUACCUGCAAGCCCAACUAAGUCUAAUUACCUGAGAGCACUGCAGCUUUUGGAGUAGUUUCCUCCAGAGUUUUCUCCUCACCUGUCCAGACGGAAACACAGAAGUGAUAAGUUUGUUUGUUAGUCUUCUUGUCUUUAAUUUUUCUUCUUGCUGCAGCCUCGUCCUGUGCGCAGAGCUACAGGCUCUGAACUUUAUCUCCUCCCCUUUUCUCUUUCACUCGUUCAGCUGUCACUCUGUCUGUCACUCUCAGGAUAUCCCCUUCCCUCUUUCUAGGGUUUCAUAAUGCAUCAGGAUCUCAUUCAGAGGCAGGGGUGAAUUUAAACCCUGAGAAUAUGGACGAGUAAUGAGCGCUACUUCAGCAUGAAUCAACACACUGGGGUCAUGGAAAUAACGAAAGGUCACAGACAAGUGCCUCACAGAGCUUCACACUUAGCUUUGAAUAACUAGAUACAAAAUACUUUUUAAAUUAUUGACUUUUUAGCACUGUUUUUAGCUGAGGCUGAUUUUUCGGGAGCAGGUUUUUUUUGCACGUGUAUUUCUUGGAUACAGUAAUGGGGAAUGCAGCAGGAAGCAUGGAUAUACUCCAGGGGAAGGAGGGCAAGACGGUGUCUGCCCCUCCAGGCUCCACAGGCUCCCAGAAACGAACCGUGGGGCUGAAACUCCCGAUGCCACCUGAAGAAGAACUGGAGCAACGCUUCAGUGCAGUGCUGAACACGAUGAAUCUUCCUCCAGACAAGGUGAAGAUCCUCAGUCAGUAUGACAACGAGAAGAAGUGGGACCUGAUCUGUGACCAGGAGCGGUUUCAAGUGAAGAAUCCACCAUCCACUUAUUUGGAGAAGCUGAAGAGUUAUCUGGAUCAUGGAGGAGUCAGUCGAAAGUUUAAGAGACGUGUUCAGGAAUCCACUCAGAUCCUGAGAGAGUUGGAGAUUUCCCUGAGGACCAAUUAUAUCGGCUGGGCUCAGGAGUUCCUAAACGAGAAAAACCAAGGCUUAGACGUUCUUGUGGACUAUCUGUCCUUUGCCCAUAGUGCCGUCACGUAUGAUGUGGACACUUUGGACAAUGGCACGCUGCCCGCAGACAAAGGCAAAACUAUGGACAAGUCAGUGGAAGAUCUGAGCAGAAGUGCCAGCAACUCACCUACUCACAGUGCCUCGAAGGCCGGCAAGGCCUUCACAGUCAGAUUGAACUCUCUCCAAAACAGGAAAGCCCUGAGGAACUCUCGAGUCGUCAGUCAGACGGACGACGUUCAUCUCUGCAUCAUGUGUCUACGUGCCAUCAUGAACUAUCAGUCUGGGUUCAACCUGGUGAUGAAGCAUCCCUGCUGUGUCAACGAGAUCACACUCAGCCUCAACAACAGAAACCCAAGGACCAAGGCGCUGGUGCUGGAGCUGCUGGCGGCCGUGUGUUUGGUGAGGGGAGGCCAUGACAUCAUCCUCUCCGCCUUCGACAACUUCCAAGAGGUGUGUGGAGAGAGAAGUCGAUUUGAGAAGCUCAUGGAGUAUUUCCGAAAUGAAGACAGCAACAUCGACUUCAUGGUGGCCUGUAUGCAGUUCAUCAACAUCGUGGUCCACUCAGUGGAAAACAUGAACUUCAGAGUCUACCUCCAGUAUGAGUUCACGCAUCAUGGGCUGGAUGACUACCUCGAGAAGUUGAAGUUCACAGAGAGUGACAGACUGCUGGUGCAGAUUCAGGCCUAUCUGGACAAUGUGUUUGAUGUGGGCGCUCUACUGGAGGACGCAGAGACCAAGAACGCUCUGCUGGAACACAUGGAGGACCUGCAGGAACACAACUCACAGUUAAGCACCAGGCUGCAGGAGAGUGAGAGGGAGGCGAUGGAGAAAGUCUCAGAAUUGGAGAAGAAGCUCAUUCAGACCACAAAAGAAGUGGAGCUCUUAAAGGAGAGUCUACGCGAGUCCUGCUCCCAGGUGACUCUUCUGCAGCAGCGAGAACGAGAGAGAGAGCUAGAACGUGAGAGGGAGAGAGAGAGAGAGAGAGACAAGGACCGGUCCACCCAGGCCCUGAGGGAGCUGGAGGUGAAAGUUCAGGCUCUGGUGGAGCAGGGGCUGGUCCGAAUGGAGCGCUCCUCCUCUGGACACCUGGACGUUCAGGUGGUCCCCGUCAUCCAGCACGUCGCACAGACAGCUAAAGAAGAAGCAGAUUCAGGUAAUGACCUCGCGGCCGCUCAGCCACACCUCUCUGAGGGUCCUCUGCAGUCGGCAACAGUGCAGGCUCUGCCUCCACCACCUCCUCUUCCUCCUCCUCCACCACCAGCGGCUCCACCACCCCUGCUGCCUCCUGGAGGUGGUGCGACUGAUGGGAGCUCAGGUUGUAAAAAAAAGAAGCCCAUUCAAACCAAAUACCGCAUGCCGCUGUUAAACUGGCAGGCGCUGAAAUCCAGCCAGGUGGCAGGAACCAUCUUCAACGAGCUGGACGACGAGCACGUCUUAGAGGAGCUUAACAUGGCGUCUUUUGAGGAGCAGUUCAAGACCAAGGCCCAGUCCACUCCUGUAGAGCUGGGGACCCUCAAGAUGAAACGGGCCCACAAGACCCCCAGUAAAGUGUUUCUAAUGGAGCCCAACAGGGCCAAAAACCUGGCUAUCACCCUGCGCAAGGAAGGAAUGGCUGCAUCCGACAUCUGCUGUGCAAUUGAGACGUAUAACCAGAGAGCUCUGAGCCUGGACUUCCUCGAGCUCCUGGAGCGUUUCAUCCCCACAGAGUAUGAAAUGAAGCUCAUCCACAACUAUGAGUGUGAGGGCAGGCCCCUGGACGAGCUCAGCGAGGAGGACCGCUUCAUGGUGCGCUUCAGCAAGAUCCCACGGCUUUCCCAGCGUAUCAGCACUCUCACCUUCAUGGGCAAUUUCCCCGAGAGCGUCCCGCUAAUACAGCCUCAACUGAAUGCCCUCAUUGCUGCCUCGAUGUCGAUCAAAUCGUCCAGCAAGCUGAAGAAAAUCCUUGAGAUCAUCUUAGCAUUUGGAAACUACAUGAACAGCAGCAAACGAGGGGCAGCGUACGGCUUCCGCCUGCAGAGUUUAGAUUUGCUGUUAGACACCAAAUCUACAGACCGCAAGCAGACGUUGCUGCACUUCAUCGUCAGCAUCAUCCAGGAGAAAUAUCCAGAGGUCCAGUCCUUCUACUCAGAGCUGCACUUCCUGGACAAGGCGGCGCUGGUUUCUCUUGACAGCGUCCUGCAGGACGUGCGAGCUCUGGAGAGAGGCAUGGAGGUGACCAGGAGGGAGUUCUCCGUAGAAAAAGACAAUCCUGUGCUGCAGACGUUUCUCAGCAGCAACGCUGAGCUGCUCCACUCGCUUAUAGCUGAUGGAAAAACUGCCCAGGAUGCGUAUGACUCCGCUGUGGAGUACUUCGGAGAGAACUCUAAAACCACUCCGCCCUCCAUGUUCUUCCCUGUUUUUGUCAGGUUCAUCAAGGCGUACAAGCAAGCGGAGCAGGAGAACGAGCAGAGGAAGAGACAGCACGUUGUGAACUGUGAAGCUCCAUCAACACCAACUAAACCUGAAGUCAGCGGGAACAAGGUUCCAGUGACGUCCAAACUGCCACAGAUGGAUCUGAUAGCAGAGCUGAAGAAGAGGCAGGUGUCUCCUCUGGUGAGGGAGGGGAAGGACGGAGCCAUCGAGGACAUCAUCACAGCUCUAAAGUCCGUGCCCUUCACGGCUCGUUCUGCCAAACGCUCCUCUCGUCUCUUCUGCGACUCCGUCUUCAGCGACGAGGUUUAAGGAAUCAGCCGUACAGACGGACAGACGGCGGCCGACACAGCGCCAAGUGGAAACCAGGGCAACAGCUCCACGUGUCCUCAGACAUCUCCCUCUGAAAAACACUGCAGACCAGACUGAAAGCUAUAAAAGCACACAAAGACCUGACAUUUAACUCACCGUGGCAACGAUUUUACUCUCUCAUGCAUGUUUGAGAAUGCAGAGGUGAAAACGCACGUUUCCAAGAUAAAAAAAAAAUAAGCUGAAAUAUUCAACAAGCUAUUUCACACAAACUCUCUCUGAAUAAAAUAUAAACUUGGCUGAUUGUCGAAAUGUUCUGUGAUUUGAAUAAUCAAAUGUUAAAGAGUGAAUAUUAGCUGCACUUGAUGCUAACGACCCUGGAUGUUUGAUGAGCCAAUCAGCUAAAAGUGACUCCUCAAAGAGAAACUCGGAUCGACGGACCACUCGUAAAUCAUUUUUAUAGUUUUCUUAAAAAUGCUCAACAUGAUUUUUUUAAUUGGUUUUAUUAGAAUAUUAAUGACCACUGUCCAUCUUUCUGUCCUCUAGUAAAGUUUAGGUUGAAGAUUUGUAAUAUAUUUAAAUUAUUUUUAAUACUGAAGUGUAAGAAUGAGGAACUUCUACUCUGCUUCUGCAUUUCAACAAAUAAAGCAUUUUAUACCGUU
Molecule: messenger RNA, 4533 nt
Organism: Siniperca chuatsi (mandarin fish)
Lineage: Eukaryota; Metazoa; Chordata; Actinopteri; Centrarchiformes; Sinipercidae
Gene: fmnl1b
Product: formin-like 1b
Exons: 27
Coding region: 695-3874 (1059 amino acids)
Biological process (GO): regulation of cell shape; cell migration; cortical actin cytoskeleton organization
Cellular component (GO): cytosol
Molecular function (GO): small GTPase binding; actin filament binding
Source: RefSeq, a predicted model, not a curated record